Lolium rigidum is the source of this 1518-nucleotide messenger RNA. Its product is annotated as calcium-dependent protein kinase 6-like. Bases 1 to 1518 code for a protein of 505 amino acids. Gene Ontology annotation, cellular component: cytoplasm; nucleus. The record is from RefSeq and is a predicted model, not a curated record. Gene Ontology annotation, biological process: peptidyl-serine phosphorylation; protein autophosphorylation; intracellular signal transduction. NCBI's taxonomy places the organism in Eukaryota, Viridiplantae, Streptophyta, Magnoliopsida, Poales, Poaceae. Gene Ontology annotation, molecular function: calmodulin binding; calcium-dependent protein serine/threonine kinase activity; calcium/calmodulin-dependent protein kinase activity. The transcript is spliced from 2 exons.
AUGCGCGGCGGCGGCGGGCACCAGCACCAGCUCUCCUCGCCCACGGCGGUGCUGGGCCACCACACGCCGCCCCUCCGCGACCUCUACGCCCUCGGCCGGAAGCUCGGCCAGGGCCAGUUCGGCACCACGUACCUGGCAACCGACCUCGCCACGGGCACGCCCUACGCGUGCAAGUCCAUCGCCAAGCGCAAGCUGCUCACCCCCGAGGACGUGGACGACGUGCGGCGCGAGAUCCAGAUCAUGCACCACCUGGCCGGCCACGCCAGCGUCGUGACCAUCAAGGGCGCGUACGAGGACGCGCAGUACGUGCACAUCGUCAUGGAGCUCUGCGAGGGCGGCGAGCUCUUCGACCGCAUCGUCCACCGGGGCUACUUCUCCGAGCGCCGCGCCGCCGAGAUCGCGCGCGUCAUCGUCGGCGUCGUCGAGGCCUGCCAUUCCCUGGGCGUCAUGCACCGGGACCUCAAGCCCGAGAACUUCCUGUUGAAGGACAAGGACGACGACAAUGGCAAUGGCAAUGGCGGCGGGGAUGGCAGCAUCAACCUCAAGGCGAUCGACUUCGGGCUGUCGGUCUUCUUCAAGCCGGGUCAGAUCUUCAGCGACGUGGUGGGCAGCCCCUACUACGUGGCGCCCGAGGUCCUCUGCAAGCACUACGGGCCGGAGGCCGACGUGUGGACCGCGGGGGUCAUCGUGUACAUCCUGCUCUCCGGCGUGCCGCCGUUCUGGGCGGAGACGCAGCAGGGCAUCUUCGACGCCGUCCUGAAAGGCUCCAUCGACUUCGAGACCGACCCGUGGCCGACCAUCUCCGACUCCGCCAAGGACCUGAUCCGCAAGAUGCUGCGGUCGCCGCCGGUGGACCGCCUCACUGCGCACCAGGUGCUGUGCCACCCGUGGAUCAUCGAGAACGGGGUGGCCCCCGACGCUCCGCUCGACCCGGCCGUGCUGUCCCGGCUCAAGCAGUUCUCCGCCAUGAACCGGCUCAAGAAGAUGGCGCUGCGGGUGAUCGCGCGCAGCCUGUCGGAGGAGGAGCUGGCGGGGCUCAAGGAGAUGUUCAAGGCCAUGGACGCCGACGGAAGCGGCGCCAUCACCUUCGACGAGCUCAAGGAGGGGCUGAAGCGGCUCGGGUCCAACCUCAACGAGUCGGAGAUCAGGGACCUCAUGGAGGCGGCGGACGUGGACAACUCCGGCACCAUCGACUACGACGAGUUCAUCGCCGCCACCGUGCACAUGAACAAGCUGGAGCGGGAGGAGCACCUGCUAGCGGCCUUCGCCUACUUCGACAAGGACGGCAGCGGGUACAUCACCGUGGACGAGCUGGAGGAGGCCUGCCGCGAGCACAACAUGGCCGACGUCGGCAUCGAAGACAUCAUCAGCGAGGUCGACCAAGACAACGAUGGUCGGAUCGACUACGGGGAGUUUGUGGCGAUGAUGAAGAAGGGGAUCAUCGGGAAUGGGAAGCUUACCAUGAGGCACACCUCCGACGGCAGCAUCCUCCACGGCGCAGGCGGCGACGUCAGCUAG